This is a messenger RNA of Oryzias latipes (Japanese medaka), 4774 nucleotides long. It is a transcript of the gene galnt12, whose product is annotated as UDP-N-acetyl-alpha-D-galactosamine:polypeptide N-acetylgalactosaminyltransferase 12. Gene Ontology annotation, molecular function: polypeptide N-acetylgalactosaminyltransferase activity. The record is from RefSeq and is a predicted model, not a curated record. Gene Ontology annotation, cellular component: Golgi apparatus. Lineage: Eukaryota; Metazoa; Chordata; Actinopteri; Beloniformes; Adrianichthyidae. Gene Ontology annotation, biological process: protein O-linked glycosylation.
ACGACAGCUUGGAGGUUCCGGUAUAGUACCAGGACAGUUACUACACCGAAGCAUGUCGGGACUUUGAAGGCUGAUAGAUUUACUAAAUGAAUUUAGUUUUAGUAGCAGAGGUCAAGAUGAAACGGCCAGCGAGGCGCGUGAAACCAAAAAUGUAGAGAGUUCCGCUUUACCCCCCUUCUUCUUCAGAGAAUAAAACUUCGACCAAACUUUGCAGACAGACAGACAGGCAGGCAGGAAAACGUCACAAUGGCAGCGUGCGGAAGAAGAAAUAGACCCAAGUUAUUAUUUUUUUUCUUUGGCGCCUCUUUUGUCGGGUAUGUAAUAUUUUUCAGGCACAGCUCAAAAGAAGUAACAAAUCGACGAGAAUCCCCCAGAGAGGAAGUUGUAGACAAUGAAAAACUUAGGAGACCCGUGUACGAGAAGCCCCCGCUGGAUUUAAAUGCCCCGGGAGAACUCGGAAGAGCUGUGAAACUAAAUCUGAAUGAAGAGGAGAAAAGAAAGGAGGAGGAGAGCCUGAAAAAGCACCAGAUUAACAUAUAUGUCAGUGAUAAAGUGUCACUGCACCGGAGGCUUCCAGAGAAAUGGAACCCGCUUUGCAGAGAGCUGAAGUACGACUACAGAUCACUGCCAACUACGUCUGUGGUGAUUGCUUUCUACAACGAGGCCUGGUCCACUCUGCUGCGGACAGUCCACAGUGUCCUGGAGACGUCCCCAGACAUCCUCCUCAAAGAGGUGGUGCUGGUGGAUGACUACAGUGACAGAGCUCAUCUGAAGGAGCCAUUGGAAAAGUAUCUGUCAGGGUUCAGGAAGGUGCGUCUGAUUCGGGCCACAAAAAGGGAGGGGCUAGUGAGGGCCCGGCUGCUUGGUGCCUCCAUAGCAACAGGUGACGUGCUGACCUUCCUGGACUGUCACUGCGAGUGCCAUGAGGGUUGGUUGGAGCCCCUCCUGCACAGGAUCAAAGAGGAGCCAACAGCUGUGGUGUGUCCCGUCAUUGACGUGAUAGACUGGGACACCUUCCAGUACUUAGGGAACCCCGGUGAACCACAAAUUGGGGGGUUUGACUGGCGGUUGGUUUUCACCUGGCACUCUGUCCCAGACAAUGAGCAAAAACGCCGUCACUCACCUACUGAUGUCAUCAGGUCUCCUACCAUGGCAGGAGGGCUGUUUUCUGUGAACAAAAACUACUUCUAUUACCUGGGGUCCUAUGACACAGGAAUGGAGGUGUGGGGAGGAGAAAACCUUGAAUUUUCCUUCAGGAUUUGGCAAUGUGGGGGCAGCCUGGAAAUCCACCCGUGCUCCCACGUGGGUCAUGUGUUUCCGAAAAAGGCCCCUUACUCCCGGAGCAAGGCGUUGGCAAACAGCGUGAGGGCAGCAGAGGUUUGGAUGGAUGACUACAAGGAGAUCUACUAUCAUCGCAACCCCCACGCACGACUGGAGGCCUUUGGAGACGUCUCAGAAAGACUGAAGCUGAGGGAAAAGCUGGGCUGUAAGAACUUCCAGUGGUACCUGGAUAACGUUUACCCUGAAAUCCAUGUCCCGCAUGAUCGGCCAGGCAUGUUUGGAAUGCUAAAGAAUCGGGGAAAAGUCAACUACUGCUUUGAUUACAACCCUGCAGAUGAAAACACGAUUGUGGGUCAAAGGGUCAUCCUGUACCCAUGUCAUGGCAUGGGUCAGAACCAGUUUUUUGAAUACUCUGUGGAUGGAGAGAUCUGUUAUAACACAAGGGAGCCUGCUGGGUGCAUUGUGGGGGACAGCGUCAACACCUACCUGACUAUGCAGCUGUGCAAGAAACGAGGGCAGCCUGUACCCAUGGAGCAGAAAUUUGUUUUCCGAAAAGAUGGCAGUUUGUACCACGCCCUGAGCCAAAAGUGUGUUCAGGCCAUGGACCGGACAGACAACGGGACCCCAGCCCCCGCCCUGCAGCCAUGCUCUGACAGCGUUUAUCAACAGUGGUUCUUUGAGGAAAGAAUGUAACUGGACAAACUUGAAGCUUUUUUUUUUUACAAAAAAGCCUUUUUAUAAAGUCAAGCGCUCUAUAUAUAACAUGAUUUGAAGAGGGGAGAGGGAGUUGAAAAUUUUUGUUUCCCCCUAAAGAACAUUUUCUUUAUAUCUUAUUCAACUUAAACCUCGGCACUUUUUUUUUUUUUUAGCAUAUGGAGAAAUUUUUCAGGCAAGUCAUACGUUUUUAUGCACUUUUGUAUGUUUGCAAAACAUGGAAUUUAUUACUCUACUUAAGGAGAUCAUUAAUACUUAGAGAUUGUUAUUUUCUUCUUUCCUUAUUUAUUAUUUCCUCCACUCUUGUUGCUUUUUUUCUUUUUAGAAAUAGAACAGUUUAGAUGUGGGGUUUUUUUUGCGAAACACCCAAAUAUUUGCAGCAAUCACAGACAAAACAAAUACUUCACAUGUCUGCCAUUAAAUUGCAACUAACAGCGGACAUGAUUGUGGUUUUUAGAUGUGUCUGAUGUUUAUAUGUUCCCCCUGUAGAGGGGGCCAGCACUCCUUCCUUUGAGAUCCUGUGAUCUUGUUUUGCAAAAGUGGGACAAAUCUGGUGUUUUAGUAGGAACCUUGAUACUCAGAAGUCAUUGGCUUAUAUAACAAUACCUCUUUAACUUUAUCACUACCGACUACAGAUGAGAGUCAUUCAAACAUUUUUAGCAUGUGAGAAAAUUCCUAUCUAACAUUAAAUGCCAUUUUAUUUAUUUAAUGAUUUUGCCAUAAUAUGUUGUGCUUUUAUUCAUGGCCAUAUUUCUUGGAUUAGCUACAUGAGUUUGUUUUUAAUUGUGAAUGAGGAAGUUUUAAGUCGGGACACGCAUCGUCUUCCAUUAAUCUUUCUAAUACAGCAAAGGAACAGUGUGAAAUAAGAAAAUAAUUUCCUAAAAUAUUGAAGGAGUACUGUCUGAGAGGUGCAGUGGUUAGUGGGGAUGAUGCAUUAACUGUAUCGUGUAUGCACAGCCUUGAUGCCUUUUCUUUCAGGGUGUCUACUUUAAGCCUUAGUCACGUGUACUCGUACGGGGGUUGACUUGCAUGGGUGCUGCUGCUUUUUGGGUUGUAAAGGGCUGUAGAGAAGAGUGGCCACAUCCUAACCCUUGUGCUAUCCUAGGCACUUUACCAUUGGGAGUUGGGUCAUCUAGACCCACUAGACAGUGCUCUGAACCUUUUUCCUUCAAUGAUUUGUGAUCCUCACUGGUGACCAUGGAUUACAUGAUAUCCUCUCCACCUUUAUCCAUCCUUUGUCAUGGUAGGGAGAACACGUCAAUGUAAGGGUGGGGUCAUCUGGACCCCAUAAGCUAGCACAAGGGCUAAGGGAAGCACAGGUGUGUCUCGCAGUUCCUUUGAGGGACGUACAGCCACCUCAACGGACGUCAUGAACAUAGAACGUACCAUUGUCAUGUGAGUCGUAAGUUUAUUGUGAAGUAUUUGUAAGGCUAAUGUAAGCUGCGCUCCCUUACGGCGUACGCUGUUGUAUGUUGCCCCUACGUCACACUCUAGUCAUAAGAUUACUAAGGGAUGAGGACUGACCCCCUUACUGACCACACGUGAAUGCUGCAUGUGUGGGCUGUACUGGUGAUAUCUGUGGGAUGCCCACAUAAACUACAGUCCUACCGCACACACUUAUCACUUGAACAGCACCAAUGGGCCCCUUGAACAGUCUGCAGGAUUUAGAGUGGUUAGAAAAAUGAAAAAUCCCUACAACACGCCUGCUUCUCACUUACUUUUCUUACUCUUGCGUGUUGUAUAGAUGUUCUCUAUGACCUGUACAACUGCAUGAACAUUUUUGCUGUACGGCAGGGGUUUCCAAAAUUAGGCCUCGAGGGCCGGUGUCCUACAUGUUUUCCAACCAACCUGCUAUUGAAGCUCCUUAUUGGCUAAACACACCUGAUCAAGGUAAUCAGCAGCAAAUAAGGCAGGGUUUCUGGAAAACCUGCAGGACACCAGCCCUUGAGGCCUGGAUUUGGGAACACCUCCUCUACGGGCUGACUGAGCCGUCUACGACCUUGAUAUUUUGUUCCUCGUACAGAUUUGCCCAUUUUUCGCAGAAAUCAUUAAUCCACCUGUAAAGGGUCAUUUUGACUAUGGCUUUAUAUCAUGCUGGUCGUACCGAAUAGACUUUCACUUCUCCUCUGUAACUGGCUAACGGCUCUAUAUCUAUCUGAACUGGAACUUUUGGUUACUUUUGUGACUGUUCCUCAGGCUAUGUAGAAGGAGUCAGCAAAGGCAGUAGUUGGCAUCUCCUGAGAGUUGAGAAAUUUCAGAUGGCUUCCUGAUUAAUUUUGGUUCCAAUUUUCCCUUGUCUUAUUUUCUUCUCCAUAUCAGAGGUGCAUCGGGAUGUGUUUUGUGUUUUAGUUUGGAUUUAGGACCACAUGUCCUGCGUGAUUUACUUGACGGCUGAGAAUGAUAAUGGGUUGGGUAUAUGGAGAAAUGUUAGCAACUUUAUCUUUACCAUUAACGUUCACAGAAUGUUUUUGGAGGACCAAUCUGAAAUUGAUGUUUCUAUUGAUUUAUUGAAUACCUAUAACCCAAUAAAUGAGCACGUCCUUUUAAUGGGAAUUGUGUUAAAUUCAUUUAUUUGCCAAAAUGAAGAAUGUACAAUAUUUCUGUUUAUUUUGGGUAUCUGUGUGUAUGACUAAAAGGAAGUGGUUGAUAUAAUGAGAUUGUCAUCGUGGACAUAAACUCAGAAAUGUAAGUUUGGAUCAUAAAAAACAUUUCAGUGCUGAGUUGACAAAAUUAUCAAUGGAGACAUUUUUUAUCAUAAUAAAAUGGAAUUUUCACAAUC